UCUGACCUGAUCUUUCUGACACCCCUGACCUGAUACAGCACGACAACUUACUCGGAAUAUUUGCCUCUCCCACAACCGUUAGAGCAGAAUUAGAAAAGUAUAACGCUUCUUGUAUGCCAGGCGUCAUACACUUGGAUGUGUUGCUUGAAGUGAUUAGAACCAACCGAUACCCAAUGAAAGUAUCGAUAUCAGAGGACGCCACGUCUAUCAUUCCCAAAAGAGAGUUUCACUUGAGAUAUAAUGCAAUCCUUGGUGGUAGCCUACCACUAGGGAAAACAGGUUUACCGGAUCCCAAGGGUGGCGUGGUGAAUUCUGUCAGCGAUAUGACGAACUACUUCAAACAUUACAACCCAGCUAAAGUAAUUUUUGUCAUAAUGGCACAGCCAAUGGCAGAUUUUGCUCCGCCCGUGCGGAUUUGUACCUUCGCAAGUGAUAAUAAAAUGACGGCGCUUGAUGUAAAGAACAGACACUACUACAUCAAAGAACAUUUGAAGAGUGUAGGAAUUGAAAUGGUCGCAAGUGGAUCUGACGGUGACACAAGAGAAAUGAAAUUUAUGUUGCAAAACUCAGGACUUGGGGUGCAGCUUUCUGACUUUACCAAAGACACCGAUGACUACCGCUCGAAUCCGGGGAAUCGGGAGGGAGCUUUCAGGGUGAAUAUUUUUUGCCCCGUCAACCUGAUUGCCCGAUCACAACCCCGAUUAAUCACAACCCGCUUGUGUUAUUAUUUUUAAUACAUCGGGAUUUGGGAUACCCAAGUACAUCUCGAAUUUACUCUUUAGUUUGGGCACUGGAUUCGUUUUCUUUUGCCAAUGUACGAAUUCCAUAGAAACCGAGAUCGUGAAG
Messenger RNA from Daphnia magna, 846 nucleotides. RefSeq lists its product as uncharacterized. The transcript has 2 exons. NCBI's taxonomy places the organism in Eukaryota, Metazoa, Arthropoda, Branchiopoda, Diplostraca, Daphniidae. The record is from RefSeq and is a predicted model, not a curated record. Bases 114 to 734 code for a protein of 206 amino acids.